Molecule: messenger RNA, 1288 nt
Organism: Phytophthora nicotianae INRA-310
Lineage: Eukaryota; Oomycota; Peronosporomycetes; Peronosporales; Peronosporaceae
Exons: 3
Coding region: 1-1239 (412 amino acids)
Source: RefSeq, a predicted model, not a curated record
AUGGAGCACAAGAACUACCGCUUCUGUAAGAAGCGCACCGUAGUGGAGACAGGAACAACCUAUUUCAGCUGCGUGAAGUUCCGGGCAGGCUGUCCAGCACGUCUUGUAGUCAAGAAGGGGGGCGCUAUCAUCGAAAGAAAUGCCCACUGCUGCGACCAAGACAUUUUAGAAGAGGUCGCAGACGUUCGCCGCGACAUGUCGUUGGAGCUCCAAGAUCGCGCCAUUAAGGAGUUCUCUGUUGCACCUGGUGUUCUGUGGCAGCGCGUCUUUGAUGAAUUCCGUGCCAAGCAUCACCCGUCCACUAUCUACGGUAUUGCGCGCCCGAAUGGUGUUACAAUCAUUAAAAACGUGCGCCAGGGUGCCACGGGUGGCGAUAUUUUCCGUGCAGUUGAGGCUACACCGCGCAUGCUGUGCUUUGGGCAUCCGGACUUACUGCGGAUUCUACGGUACCCGCAGCUGACCCUAUUUAUCGACGGUACCUUUUCCGUGGUACCAAAGGGUUUCUCGCAGUGCCUUAUUGCUAUGGUCUAUGAUCCCAGUGUCGACGUAUACGUGCCGCUACUCUACGUACUCGUCAAUUCGAAAAGCCAAGAAACGUAUUGGCGAGUACUAGAGCAGCUCAUCAUGGCUUCCGACCGCCUGCUGGAGCCUCGCGAUGUUACCUGUGACUUUGAGCUUGCGUUAAUUAACGCUGUGAUUGAGCAGUUUCCUACAGCCAACAUCGUUGGCUGCCUCUUCCACUGGAAGCAGGCUCUUCGUAGGAAGAUGAUAGAGCUGAAGAUUCCCAAGGAACAGAUCGCGGAUGCCAUGAAGUCUGGAAAGCUGGACGUGCUUACAGUCAUUCCUGCCGAAGAAGUGCUGGACAAGGGACUACGGUACGUUCGAAGCAUCAUCGACGAGACCGAGACGAAAACUAAAUGGACCGCUUUCUGGAAGUACUUUGUACGAACGUGGACGAAGAGGUUCGACAUGUCGCUGUGGAACGUGAGCCAGAUGCGGCGCAACAAUGUGAGCAUGACAAAUCGGACUAAUAACCCGCUGGAGAAGUACAAUCGCGAUUUUGCUGCUCGCAUUGGUGCGCCGCAUCCAAGUAUCCUCGUCUUCAUUGAAGCUGCAAAGAAAGAAGCUCAUUCCUACGUAAAGCUGCUGGACGACAUCAAGCAUGGUCGGCAGAGCGCUCCUGCUCACGCGCGAUCUGUGAAUGUUGAAGUUCCUGGGGAAUACACGGCGUUUGAGUAGGUAUUCUGACAUUCAGUAAGUCAUAAGAGAUAUCUUGUUGACAUGGGCA